UGUCAGCUGCGGGGGCCGCCGGCCCGCUGCGAUCUGCGGACAGCGGGGCCCGCUCGGCGCCUCGGUGCCCGUCGGCCGCCUCUGAGCCGUCCCGCGGGCCGGGCAUGGGCGCAGGCGGCGGCGGCGGCACGAUGAGCACCCUGGGCAGCCCUGUCCGCGCUUACGACUUCCUGCUCAAGUUCUUGCUGGUGGGCGACAGCGACGUGGGCAAAGGCGAGAUCCUGGCGAGCCUGCAGGAUGGCGCGGCCGAGUCCCCGUACGGCCACCCGGCGGGCAUCGACUACAAGACCACCACCAUCCUGCUGGACGGCCGGAGGGUGAAGCUGCAGCUCUGGGAUACAUCCGGGCAGGGAAGAUUUUGUACCAUAUUCCGCUCCUACUCUCGGGGCGCACAGGGUGUGAUCCUGGUCUAUGACAUCGCAAACCGCUGGUCCUUUGAUGGCAUCGACCGGUGGAUUAAGGAGAUAGACGAGCACGCCCCUGGCGUCCCUAAAAUCCUGGUGGGAAACCGCCUGCAUCUGGCCUUCAAGCGGCAGGUCCCCACGGAGCAGGCGCAGGCCUACGCGGAGCGCCUGGGCGUCACCUUCUUCGAGGUCAGCCCUCUGUGCAACUUCAACAUCACCGAGUCCUUCACGGAGCUGGCCAGGACCGUGCUGCUGCGACACGGGAUGGACCGGCUCUGGAGGCCGAGCAAGGUGCUGAGCCUGCAGGACCUGUGCUGCCGCGUGGUGGUGUCCUGCACGCCCGUGCACCUGGUGGACAAGCUCCCGCUGCCCAUGGCCUUGAGGAGCCACCUCAAAUCCUUCUCCAUGGCCAGCGGCCUGAACGCCAGGAUGAUGCACGGCCGCUCCUACUCCCUCACCACCAGCUCCACCCACAAGAGGAGCGGUCUGCGCAAAGUGAAGGCCACCCGCCCGCCCCAGAGCCCGCCCAGGCGCUGCCCCAGGAACAACUGCAAAGUCUCCUGAAGACGGCGUCCGAGCGCAGACCCCGGCCCCUCCGGGAGAGACGCCAAGCAGUCGCCCGCGGGACAGACGCGGGACGGACGCGGAGCCCGUUCCAGGCCCGGAAAGCACCUGCCGGCCUCUCACGCUGAGAUCUCUCACGGUGACGGAGCUGCUCCGUGCAGUGAAAACCCAGCCUGACUGACGUUUCUCCGUGGAUGUGCAUGAAGCUCUUGUUUUAAACGUGUGUUUGUCCAGGGGGGAUCGGCCGUCUGCUCAGCUCUGGAUGGCGCGAGAUUCUGGCUGACGCGGCCUUUCCCUGCCACGGCUCCUUUUAUAAGAGCGCGACGCGCGCGUGGUGAGCGUGGCCCCGGGGACUCUGGAGAGCAACGGGACAGAGAAAUCAGUCUUCGACCUCACAAGAGGGCCUUUUUGUAAACCUCCUCUUCACGUCGAAGUGCUAGUUUACGGAGCACGCGGAGAAUGGGAGAUUAUGCAGGGCGGGUCUGACGAAUUUGAUAGUUUUUGCUAUGUUAUUUACCCUGUUUGGGGAUUAAUAAGUGAUUUAUAUGCAUAUUUUUCUGUAAAUCUACAUUUUUUGUACACGAUGUCCCACAAAUUACGAAGCAAAGGGAAGAAAAUGCCAAAGAUAUCUCUAGUUGUCGAACGGCCACAACAUAGUUACGUCAGAUCCAGAUCGGCGAGGAAAUUAUCAUCCGGAGCCGUUUCGGUAAGGGAAGAAGCGGACGCUGUUGUUUCAGAGAAUGUUUCUCGACAAUAAAAUGUAUACUUGUUUCUUGGUA
Mirounga angustirostris (Northern elephant seal) is the source of this 1747-nucleotide messenger RNA. RefSeq names its product RAB40B, member RAS oncogene family (gene RAB40B). Gene Ontology annotation, biological process: intracellular signal transduction; protein localization to plasma membrane. The record is from RefSeq and is a predicted model, not a curated record. Bases 105 to 968 code for a protein of 287 amino acids. Gene Ontology annotation, cellular component: plasma membrane; endosome; synaptic vesicle. Gene Ontology annotation, molecular function: GTPase activity; GTP binding. The transcript is spliced from 6 exons. Lineage: Eukaryota; Metazoa; Chordata; Mammalia; Carnivora; Phocidae.